Molecule: messenger RNA, 899 nt
Organism: Olea europaea var. sylvestris
Lineage: Eukaryota; Viridiplantae; Streptophyta; Magnoliopsida; Lamiales; Oleaceae
Product: stigma-specific STIG1-like protein 4
Exons: 1
Coding region: 124-759 (211 amino acids)
Source: RefSeq, a predicted model, not a curated record
CCACAACUCACUCACCCCUUGUAAGGAAAACAUGAAUUCCCCCGGAAUACAAGAAAAUAAAGAUAUUUACAUCACCUAUUUAACCUUAAUCAACUUAAAUACUGCUGCCAAACGUAUAAAAUCAUGCAACAUUUUAGAGUUGUAAUGAACACAUUCUUGAUUUCAAUCCAACUUCUCUCGUUGUUACAUUUUGUGACAGCCAAGGAAACUUCGAUAGUUGGACUCAAAUCAAAUGUCACAACUAAUUCAACUUAUUCGCCAUGGCUCAGAGGAGUAAAGAAUCAACGAGCAAUUGGGUGUUGGAGACGGCCAUGGAUUUGCAACCAGGGCGAGUUUCCACCAAGAAUCAGAAGGCUUUGUUGCAGAAAUCGAUGCGUGGACGUUACAUCUGAUGUUAACAACUGUGGAUUAUGUGGGAUUAGGUGUCCAUUCAAUUGGCAAUGCUGUCGAGGCCUAUGCAUAGACAUAAAUGUCAAUCCAUUCCAUUGUGGGAGUUGUGAGCAUAGAUGUCGAUUCCCUAGCCUUUGCUUCUUUGGUAUGUGUGGUUAUGCUCAACCAUUGCCUCCUUUUCCAUUUCCUCCGCAUCCGCCUUUUCCUCCGAGACCACCAUUUCCCCCGAGGCCUUUUCCUCCACGGCCCUUCCCCCCGAGGCCUUUUCCUCCGAGACCUUUUCCGCCAAAGCCCUUUCCUCCCAAGCCAUAUCCACCCAGGCCAUGGCCUAAACCUCCAAGAGGCAGUCAGCCUCCACCAGUGGUUUGAUGAACUGUACAUUGACGCCAUCCUCGUGUUCAAAAUCAUUAUAUUGCCUCUGUUCAACUUCCUUUUCCAUUCAAUAACCAUCAGAGGAAAAAAAUAAAAAAAAAAUAAAUAAAUAAACAGUUAGGGUUAUGAAAAUUAGA